Messenger RNA from Mizuhopecten yessoensis (Yesso scallop), 1424 nucleotides. RefSeq names its product tankyrase-2-like. Gene Ontology annotation, molecular function: protein binding. NCBI's taxonomy places the organism in Eukaryota, Metazoa, Mollusca, Bivalvia, Pectinida, Pectinidae. The record is from RefSeq and is a predicted model, not a curated record. Bases 265 to 1197 code for a protein of 310 amino acids. The transcript is spliced from 10 exons.
UAAUAAGUAGACCAAAGGGGGACAACUCAAUAAUAUUAUGUUAAAAAAUUAACAAGUUAUUGAUUGGUAACAUUUUAGCGCAAUUAAUCAUAUAUUGGAAAAAACCCGUAUAUUUUGUGAUAUUCCUUAAGUCUAAAAGGUUUAUCCACAUUUAUAUAUAUUUCUUCCUUUGUUUAUUUUUCAUGUUAUAAACUACUGUUUCAGGUGGGUCAUAAGCGGCAACAACAGCGUAUCGUCUGCACCUCCUCAGUGUCAGGAAACGCCAUGGACAUGAUAGCUUCGUUAGUGAAUGGAGGCUGGGAUUUUUCGUUAGAAUCCUGGAUAAACAAUGAAACUAGCAAUUGGAUAUAUUCGCAGCUGCCAAAUCCGUACCCUAAUCUGCGGAAUGAGACUUGGAUUGAAACUGAUCUACUGUGGAGCCUUUGCUGCAAACAAUCCUGGCAAAUCCAACUAUGUGUCCCUUUGAUCAUUAUUAUUAUUCUCAUAAUAUUUAUACAUCUGAGAUAUUCAAGAAAAGGGGAAAGCUCCAGAACUUCUGCAGCAACCAAUAUUCCAGAUGUCUCCAAUUGGAGCGUUUUUGAUCUAGCCAAGACUGCCUACCAGCCUGGCCACACUGAAGCCAUUAUGAUGUUGGUGGAUCAGUUUGGAUACGAUGUGAACUACGUCAUCCCUUCUACAGGGCUCUCCCUGUUCUUGUGUACCUGCCUCAGUGGAGAGAGAGCUGCCAUUCAAUACAUGUUAAAGAAAGGAGCAGAUGUCGGGUCCACCAGUCAGGAUGGUGACACUCCUCUGUAUCUGGCUACGUUUGGAAUCCUCAACUCGGCCAUGCCUGAUGUAGCAGUCAUCAUGGAUCUUAUAGAAGCAGGUUGUGAUGUCAACAAAGCAAAUUCCCGUGGCUACACACCAUUACACAGAGCUGCCAGUAAAGGAAGUGUCCCAGUUAUAAAAUGUCUUCUCCUUUAUGGUGCUGAUCCCUACCAGGCAAGCCAGGCUGGGGUUCUCCCUAUUGGAAAUGCCAUCAAUGCUGGGAACUUGCAGGCUGCAGAAUUCCUGAAAAUCCACAUUGAUAACCCCCAUGUAUGGGAGGUGGUGGAUCCCCAUACACCCCCCAGAAUACAGCUAGGUCUUCAGAGCCCACAACGUAAACACCUGGUGGAGUCCUCUAGGCCCAACAAAACUUUCUCUAUUCUUACUUGACACAUCUCCACAUGGGAGUGUUUUGUAGUUAUGGUCUUGGCCAGCAUUGCAGAUGGGGACCUGUUUAUGGGGCACACACCUCUGGCAGAGUGCCCGGUUUUUAAGAUGUAAUGGUCUAGACCAGAAUUACAGUGAUGACCUUCGACCUCUUGCUAUGAUGUCGGCAUUGAAGACAGAAAACUGUGAACAUGAUGUCUCGUUAUAGUAUUUUCAGCAGACCUUGCUAC